Messenger RNA from Haliotis rufescens (red abalone), 2868 nucleotides. RefSeq names its product cell wall integrity and stress response component 2-like. The coding region runs from base 729 to 1646 and encodes 305 amino acids. The record is from RefSeq and is a predicted model, not a curated record. NCBI's taxonomy places the organism in Eukaryota, Metazoa, Mollusca, Gastropoda, Lepetellida, Haliotidae. The transcript has 5 exons.
AGCCACACCGAACCUCCUCUGCCCGCUCUCAGCUUCCCUUGAUGCACAUUAAGUAAGGCAUUACGGAUGCCGUUCGGAACUCUAAAAUAAUUUACACAAAGGACCCUAGGGCAUGGCCAAAUAUUUUCAGAGGAUGGCGACACGGAUGACUAUCAGUUGGGGUGUUAGUCCGCGGCUGUGAGUUCCACCACGAGGUGUGAGAAGGGGAGCCGAAGGGGUGAUCUAGACUUGUCCCAGGACUCAGCGGUACUAUCCGGCCCACACCCCUCCCCUGUCCUCUUGUGCCGGACACUGGGUGGACAUUGUACACGUGACCCUGCUGUGUAUGGGGUGGUCAUACCUGAUAGAUCCGUUGGUAUGGAUACAGCACCAUAGCAAGGUCGCUUCUUGUGUGUGAGGGAACUUGUACUGAUGUCUGUUUCUAGAGCAGCGUCGUGUAAGCGAUAUUGUGUUACAAGCAAACGCCACACAAGCGGUCUUCGUUUUUCAAAACACCAAGUUAAUCAUGCUUUGGUCUAGAACAGACGUGAUUGUGGUCAACAAUAUGUAGGUGAUCCUUCAGUUCACGAAAGCAAGAGUGAUCUACAAGUGAUCCUUUGGACCACGAAAGCAAGAGUGAUCGACAUUAAAAAGGUGAUCUUUCGGUCUAGGACAAGGAGGUGCGAACCAUCACCUACUGAUAUAUGCAAGCCAUCUAUUGUACAUAAUUGUGUGACCAGAUUGCACGAAUGAAGAACCUUGGGAUGCGGUUGUUCAGAGGACAUUGGGUGGCGGUGUUGCUGGUAGUGGUCCUUCAUGUGCACGUGCACUGGGACGUUGCCUCCGCUGGGAACGUCACGAUGUGGGAUAAUACAACAACAUCGACUUCCUCACAUGACAGUUUUGUCACAGCUGCUGAUGAGAGGACUAUUAAGCAUCCAGACAAAACCAUUUCUGGGAAUGAAUCAGAGAUUGAAAUCGCAUGUACCAACUGUUCAGGGAAUAUGAGUGAUGUUGAUAUUGAAGUAAAUGACACAAGGGUGUACACCAACGACCACAAUACAACAGUUACGACAUCGACGACGACAGCGGAAACGUCACCAGCAACAACAUCAAGGAUGAUGACAGAAACGACAUCAAAAGAGGUUUCCAAUACAAAUAUUACAGAAAGCAAGCCAAAUAUUGAUAACAGUUCCAGUGUAAGUCACAACGCAACUACAGAAUCUUUUGACCUAUUUUAUGAAAAUUCAACUACUAACAACUCAACGUCACAAGCAAAGAAAGACAAACCAGUCACUAGGACCAAGAAACCACGGCCUCAUAUGACAAAAGCGCAGUACGAGUAUUUGGUACGACACUUCACGGGGUUCAUGCAGCAUCUCCGGGUAGGACAUGCCACGCCCAAUAGUUUAGCUGAUCCUCUAGACUUUGAUGACGGACCGUUUGGAAGUGUUCUAUGGCGGGACAAGAAAUACUUGGUGAGCGUUCUCAUCCCGAUCGGCGUGGGGAUAACUGGUGCCAUGCUCAUUAUCGUCACGGCGUACGCCACACGUGUGUGUCGCAGGAGGAAGGUGGCUGAGAGGAACCCGAGGACAUUGUUACAGCCAAGCGUUUCCCGACCAGAUGACAUCAUGCUCCUAGACCAGUCGUCUGAUGACGAGUUUUGAUAGGCCUUAUAUGACGUCACGCAUAAAGAUGGCUCCGAGGAUCUUCGAUGUGAUGCAAGGUCACGUGUCGAGGAGCACGUUGCAAGCCACGAAUCGCUUAGUGUAAGCAAAAGCAUUGCUCAUCCGGGGUCUGCAAUACCUCCAAUCGCAUGCGCACUGUUCCAAAAUGGCGGCGCGACUGACAACCGCUUGGUUACCUUGCCCUAAUGAAGAACGUGAUAGAAGCACAGAUGAAUUUACGACUACUGAUGACUACUUUGAAGAUGUGGAGCUGAAUGGGGAUGCUGGCAUGUUAGCUGCAUUUGCCCAUUUCCCAGUUGAUCCAGUCAAGAAUUUCUUGUUCCGCUGUCAAACUCAAGUUUCCGUCAGCCGCCAUUUUGGUUGAGAUCGAAGCAACCCCAGACAGCUAUUGGCGCGAUUGUAAGCGGCUGAACGUUUGCUCCCCGUUUUAAGGAGAAUCGCUGGACAUCGCUUGCUAGCGAUUUGCUGUUUGCAUCGCACCCCAGAUACUGUUACGCCAUCAGCAUCUUGCAAGCAGCUGUGACAUCACAAUAUAUAUUACGUCAGAGUUGACGGCGAUUGUGACGUCAUUCAUAAAUGACGCAACACCUUGCGAAUACUACCAAAUGAGCAGCAACACGUCUUGUGACUUCAGUCCCAUCAUCCCAGAUAAUCAUUCACAAAGGCGAAAGUAGAUUCCAUAAAAUUAUAUGUUGUAUUGCGAAACAUCCAAGUGUUUGGACCUUCGAAACAGUUUAUAAAUGAACUCAGGAUCGAUAACGUCUGAGUGUAUUUAUGAUUCUAAACUAUUUAUUCCGAAGCUUUAGUCACGAGAAUACAUUUUUUUCUACGUCUUCAAAACAAUUCCACCGUUGACAAUUGUACAAAACUGCGAGAUAUAUUUACAGUUUGUAUUUUUGCGGGUCACUGCUCGAGUGUCUGUGCAACAGAUACAGUGUAUUCAUCAAGCUAGCUGUACAUAUAUAGUGUUGUUGGUCAUCUACGUUUAUGAUACCUUAUAUGGAUUGCAUUUUUUGUGUAAACAUCUACAAUGUAUUAACAAAACAAAAGGGUUUAAUCGUUGACAUUAUUCCAAUCGCUGCAAAUCAUUUUUCAGAUCUUCCAGAAAGACUACUAUGUAACUUUAUAUAUUGUGUGUGAACUAUGAUAUUGUUUGUUACUUAUGAUAUUGUUUGUAAUUAAAUGUGUCAGUUUCUCGGUU